Molecule: messenger RNA, 435 nt
Organism: Fusarium mangiferae
Lineage: Eukaryota; Fungi; Ascomycota; Sordariomycetes; Hypocreales; Nectriaceae
Exons: 2
Coding region: 1-435 (144 amino acids)
Source: RefSeq, a predicted model, not a curated record
AUGAAGCUGAUUUCGUCCUUCUUGACCACCUUGGUCGCCGGUAACAUGGUGAAUGCCAAGUACACCGUCGAAAUCCCUGAUGAUGCCGUCUGGGUCACCAACUGGGACGAGUUAAAUGCUGCUCCUCGAUUCGGAGGAAUUCUCCUCCCCAAGUACGGCGGCUUUGUCAUUGAAGUUGAUGAGAAAAUUGUCCUGGCUACAGAUGAACGGAUGAGCAAGGAGGUGCUUGACUUGCUCACAGAUUUGGAGAAGAAAGACCCGCAGCCUGAGGGCGAGCAGACUACUUCUAACAAGCGAGAUGUGGAAAUUCGAGGUUAUGGAAAUAGAUGUUCUCACCCUCCUUGCUUUGGUCCGGGGCUUUGCUCUCAGCACUCGCAUUGUCAUGUGUGCGCUGGGCUUACUGGCGCUGUUUUCAAGAGGGGCCGGUGCAUUUGA